UUCUGUUACCUUCACCAUGGCGGCUCGCGGCGUGGGGUUACUGACCCUGUUACCUCUGUGUGCCAGGAGAAGUCAAGUCUUGCGUCCUAUCCACAGGCUUCUCAGUCGCGCAGGAACUGUGGCCGCAGACGUCAGGAGGGAAGAGCAGUCCUCGGGGAGCGUGGAGACAGGCUCUGAAGACAGGACUCCCAAAAAGAAGUUCUCUGAGGUGCAGAAAGAAAGACGAGAACAGGCACAGAGGACUGUUUUAAUACAUUGCCCAAAUAAAAUCAGUGAAAAAAAGUUUCUCAAAUAUUUAUCCCAACAUGGACCUAUUAACAAUCAUUUCUUCUAUGAAAGCUUUGGUCUUUAUGCUGUUGUAGAGUUUUGUCAGCAGGAAAGUGUGGCUUCCCUGCAGAGUGUAACUCGUGCCCCGAGCAUGGACACCGAGGCUGCCAUUCCAUUCAGAUCACGUUUCUUCAAUUUAAGGCUGAAGAAUCCGUCAAACCAGCCUUCUGAACAGCCACACGCACAAUGUAGUAGUCAGUCGUCUCCUUCAAGCAAGAAGCUUUUUGAAUUACUUUGUUAUGCAGAAAGUAUAGAUGAUCAGCUGAACACUCUGUUGAAGGAGUUCCAGCUCACAGAGGAGAACACCAGGCUCCGAUACCUCACCUGUUCUCUUAUUGAAGACAUAGCGGGGGCAUAUUUUCCAGACUGUACAGUCAGACCCUUUGGCUCUUCGGUGAACAGUUUUGGGAAAUUAGGAUGUGAUUUGGACAUGUUUUUGGAUCUAGAUGAAAUUGGAAAAUUCAGCGCUCACAAGACCUCAGGAAAUUUUCUGAUGGAAUUCCAAGUGAAAAAUGUUCCUUCAGAAAGAAUUGCAACUCAGAAGAUCCUGUCUGUGAUAGGAGAGUGCCUUGACCACUUUGGCCCUGGCUGUGUGGGUGUACAGAAAAUAUUGAAUGCUCGGUGUCCGCUUGUAAGAUUCUCACACCAGGCCUCUGGAUUUCAGUGUGAUUUGACUACCAACAACAGGAUUGCCUUGAAAAGUUCUGAACUGCUUUACAUAUAUGGUGCCCUGGACUCACGCGUGAGAGCCUUGGUGUUCAGUAUCCGAUGCUGGGCUCGAGCACAUUCGCUAACGAGCAGUAUUCCUGGUGCUUGGAUUACAAAUUUCUCCCUUACAAUCAUGGUCAUCUUUUUCCUCCAGAGGAGAUCACCCCCUAUUCUUCCAACACUAGACUACCUAAGAACCCUAGCGGAUGCAGAAGAUAAAUGUAUAAUAGAAGGCCACAACUGUACAUUUAUUCGUGACUUGAAUAGAAUUAAACCUUCAGGAAAUACAGAAACACUAGAAUUACUACUGAAAGAAUUUUUUGAAUAUUUUGGAAAUUUCGCUUUCAAUAAAAAUUCCAUAAAUAUUCGACAGGGAAGGGAACAAAACAAACCUGAAUCUUCUCCACUGCACAUUCAGAAUCCUUUUGAAACUUCUCUCAACAUCAGCAAAAAUGUAAGUCAAAGCCAGCUGCAAAAAUUUGUGGAUCUGGCCAGAGAGAGUGCCUGGAUCUUACAGCAGCAAGAUCAAGAUCGCCCUUCCCCCUCAAGUCAUCAGCCCUGGGGGCUGGCCACCCUGCUGCUCCCUUCUGUGGCCAAUAGUCUGUGUCUUGCCAAGAAGAAAAAGAAGAAGCCUGCAAGUGAAAGAAUUAAAAACUUGUUGGAAUCCAUAAAAAGGAGCAGUGCGGAGAAUUCCACGGACACCAAUGGGGAAAGCACAGUUAGCACGCAGCCGUGAUGGCUGUCCCUUUGCUUUAAGAACUGACUUUAUCCUAUAAAAUGGUCUUUGGACUGCCCGGAAGAUCUGGUAUGACACUUGCACAGGCCUCAACUUCACCUGAUGUUUCUUUUCUUGGUCUUUUCCUUGGGCCCCUUUACCUGAUCUGACGUCUCGAGACAUUUUCAGUCUGAUACCCAGUGGCACUUUAUUAAAACGCGGCCACGGGGAACGGUGCAAGAAGAUUACAAAUUGAUAAACUCCGCAAAGUGAAUGGUAAAAAUCAGUUUUAGAAUCAAACCAUUGUUGAUAUCCACAUCAGUCCCUGGGUAGAAUCAUUUUAAAGGACUUCUAGGUAUGUGCAUAUGUAGGCAGUGAAUACAAUAAAGCCUUGCAGUUUGGUAGUGCC
Messenger RNA from Diceros bicornis minor, 2159 nucleotides. It is a transcript of the gene MTPAP, whose product is annotated as mitochondrial poly(A) polymerase. Gene Ontology annotation, molecular function: poly(A) RNA polymerase activity. Gene Ontology annotation, cellular component: mitochondrion. The record is from RefSeq and is a predicted model, not a curated record. Bases 17 to 1771 code for a protein of 584 amino acids. The transcript has 9 exons. NCBI's taxonomy places the organism in Eukaryota, Metazoa, Chordata, Mammalia, Perissodactyla, Rhinocerotidae.